This is a messenger RNA of Peromyscus leucopus (white-footed mouse), 2755 nucleotides long. RefSeq names its product NGFI-A binding protein 2 (gene Nab2). The record is from RefSeq and is a predicted model, not a curated record. NCBI's taxonomy places the organism in Eukaryota, Metazoa, Chordata, Mammalia, Rodentia, Cricetidae. The coding region runs from base 437 to 2014 and encodes 525 amino acids. Gene Ontology annotation, biological process: negative regulation of DNA-templated transcription. Gene Ontology annotation, cellular component: nucleus. Gene Ontology annotation, molecular function: transcription factor binding; transcription coregulator activity. The transcript is spliced from 7 exons.
GGCGCCCGACUCUUGAGUCCCCGCCUCCGCCUCCUACUCCACACCUUCCCCCCCCCCAACACACCCCCAAGUCUCCUCCCCUCCGUCUCCGCAGCAGCCUCUCGGAGGCCCCGAGGCCUCGGAUCCCACCCCCCGCCUCCGGUCCCAGCCCCCGGUUCUGCCCACGCCCUCCUCCCGCCAGCCCGGCAGCCAGCGCAGCGCCCGGCCUCGCUCCCCGUGCGUCCUGCGGGGGAGGAGGCGCGGAGAGGCGGCAAGCGCAGCCGGGGAGGUGGGGGCAGAGGCACACACAGAGGCGCGGAGGCUCGGAGAGAGGAGACGUGGAGGGAGGGACGGAGCCCGGACAGCGGUGGACCGGGGACGCGCGCGCCCGGCAGAGCGCAGCGGGCAGCAGGCGCCGGGAACGGAGAGGGCAGGCGCGGGUGAUCCCUGGCCGUCCAUGCACAGAGCACCCUCUCCCACAGCCGAGCAGCCACCAGGCAGAGGGGAUAACACUCGCCGGACCCCGCAGCCCAGACUCAAGGCAAGUGCCCCAGCCAUGGCACUGCCUCGAACCCUGGGCGAGCUGCAGCUGUAUCGGGUCCUGCAGCGCGCCAACCUCCUUUCCUACUACGAGACCUUCAUCCAGCAGGGAGGGGACGAUGUGCAGCAGCUGUGUGAGGCGGGUGAGGAGGAGUUCCUGGAAAUCAUGGCUCUGGUGGGAAUGGCCACCAAACCACUCCAUGUCCGACGUCUGCAGAAAGCUCUCCGAGAGUGGGCCACCAACCCGGGGCUCUUCAGCCAGCCCGUGCCCGCUGUGCCCGUCUCCAGCAUCCCGCUUUUCAAGAUCUCGGAGACGGCGGGUACUCGGAAAGGGAGCAUGAGCAACGGGCACGGCAGCCCAGGAGAAAAGGCAGGCAGCGCCCGAAGUUUCAGCCCCAAGAGUCCCCUUGAACUUGGAGAGAAGCUGUCGCCGCUCCCCGGAGGACCUGGGGCAGGGGAUCCCCGGAUCUGGCCGGGCCAGAGCACUCCAGAAUCGGAUGUCGGAGCAGGAGGAGAAGAGGAGGCUGGGUCGCCCCCUUUCUCCCCACCCGCAGGGGGAGGCGUCCCCGAGGGGACCGUGGCUGGGGGGAUGGCUGCAGGUGGGACUGGGGCUGGUCCAGACCGCCUGGAACCAGAGAUGGUACGGAUGGUGGUGGAGAGUGUGGAGAGGAUCUUCCGGAGCUUCCCCAGGGGUGAUGCCGGGGAGGUCACAUCCCUGCUGAAGCUGAAUAAGAAACUGGCAAGGAGCGUAGGCCACAUCUUCGAGAUGGACGAUAACGACAGCCAGAAAGAGGAGGAGAUCCGCAAGUACAGCGUCAUCUACGGCCGCUUGGAUUCCAAGAGGCGCGAGGGCAAGCAGCUCAGUUUGCAUGAGCUGACCAUCAAUGAGGCUGCAGCCCAGUUCUGCAUGAGGGACAACACGCUCCUACUUCGAAGGGUGGAACUCUUCUCCCUGUCCCGCCAAGUGGCCCGCGAGAGCACCUACCUUUCCUCCUUGAAGGGAUCCAGGCUCCACUCUGAAGAAUUAGUAGGCCCACCACUGAAGAAACUGAAACAAGAGGUUGGGGAACAGAGUCAUACCGAAAUCCAGCAACCUCCCCCAGGCCCUGAGUCCUAUGCACCCCCAUACCGCCCCAGCCUAGAGGAGGACAGCGCCAGUCUGUCUGGGGAGAGCCUAGACGGCCACUUGCAGGCUGUGGGGUCGUGCCCAAGGCUGACGCCGCCCCCUGCUGACCUGCCCCUGGCUCUGCCAGCGCAUGGGCUGUGGAGCCGCCACAUCCUGCAGCAGACGCUGAUGGACGAGGGGCUGCGGCUCGCCCGCCUCGUCUCCCACGACCGCGUGGGCCGCCUCAGCCCCUGCGUGCCUGCGAAGCCUCCUCUCGCAGAAUUCGAGGAAGGCCUGCUGGACCGAUGCCCGGCCCCGGGACCUCACCCCGCUCUGGUGGAGGGUCGCAGGAGCAGUGUAAAAGUGGAGGCAGAAGCCAGCCGGCAGUGAACAGUGGGGGUGUCUCAGACCCAGGACCCAGGCUUCUGGCUCACUUAGACUUCCCCCCACCACCACGUUCUCUGUCUUCGAACUCUAGUCACCACCCUAGAAGGAUCCUUCUGCUGCCCCUCUGCCACCCAUCUGCCCCAUGGGCACAGGACUAUGGGGCUUCAAGCAAUAACAAGCAAGGGCCUGGCCAGAUGGCACCAGGAGGGUGCAAGGUGCGCCCUCACCCGGCUCAGGGGCAUGGACUUUGCCUCCAGCCUGCUGGGGCUUCUCCCUCGCCUCACCACACACACCCAUCCUCCAGGUGUCCACCAGUGGUAGGAGCCGCUGGAGUCCAGCUUGGACAAGUGUGGGAAGAACUUCCUGGAAAGGUCUAGCCACUGAAGAUGGCGUCGUUUGCCCUGAGACUGGGGGGGCCUGGGAAAACUGGGUCCCCCCUCCCCGUCUUUUUUGUGCUUCUAGUUCGUUUCUUUAAUUUAACAAGUGCUGCGGUUUGCCCGACCAUUCUCACCCCCCUGCCCCCCCCCCUCCUCCCAGCAGUUCGUUCUGGUACUGUGUGUGAGGGUUCCCCACGGUGGUUCCCCUCACCAGCCCCUCAGAGGCCUGGGUUGGACCCUGGGUCUCCUCAGGCCAGCAGGGAUGCAGCACCUGUCAAAACACUUAGAGUGUCUUUCUUUUCAGAUUUGUGUACAGUAGAUUAUUUAUUUUGUUAUUUUGGAAUAAAAUUUAUUUUAUGGCUUAGGA